AUGUCGGUUAUGGUUAAUGGUAGCCCAACAAAGGAAUUUGGUGUUAAAAAAGGUUUAAGACAAGGCAACCCUUUAUCUCCUUUUCUUUUUGUUUUGGUAGCGGAGGCUCUUGCAAGACUAGUGAGAAAAUCUAGUGAGAUAGGUGAAUUUGAGAAUUUUGAAAUUAAUAGAAGAUGUGGGGUGGAUAUUCUUCAAUUUGCGGACGACACUUUGUUGGUUGGAAAGGGGUCUUGGAAACAUGUCAAGGCGUUAAAGAUUGUGUUGAGAUCAUUCGAACUAGUUUCGGGUCUCGGUAUAAAUUUUCACAAAAGCAAGUUAAUAGGUAUUAAUGUGUCUCCUCUUUUUUUGGAUGCCGCGGCUUACUAUCUUUCUUGUAAGAUUGAAAGUAGUAAUUUUCUUUUUCUUGGUAUUCCGAUUGGGAGCAAUCCUAGGAAGGAAGCGACUUGGUCACCUUUAAUGCCGACAAAAGUGGCUAAAGUUGUAACAACUAUUCAAAGCAAUUUUUUGUGGGGAGGAGAGGAGGAAAAGAAGAAAAUUCAUUGGGUCGGUUGGAAAGGAGUGACCCGUCCUCAAGAAAAAGGCGGUUUGGGAAUAAAAAAUAUAGGCGACUUUAAUUUGGCUCUCUUGAACAAGUGGAGAUGGAGGAUUGCUCAAGGUAAUAAGUCUAUGUGGUUAGAGGUGUCGGUUGCGGUUAUGGGAGGGUGGCUAGAGGGGGUGUGGAAGUGGGGAGAUCUUGGUAUAUCGGUGGUCGGAAGGGAUGCGGAUUUUUUUUUCUCUUUCGGUGUUGAAGGAUCUUUUAGAGAAUUUCGGCGUAUUCCUUUUGGCCCACCGGCCAAGGGCGAUGUAGCUUUCAACUUGAUUUGGAAAGCGGACAUUCCUUUUAAGAUUAAGGCUUUUGGUUGGAGACUUUUUUUGAAUAGGUUACCAACAAAAGAUGUAUUGAUGUAUAGAGGUAUUAAUUUGAAUCAUGCUAAUUCUAUGUGCAUUUUUUGUAAUUCUCAUGUCGAAGAGGCGGAUCAUUUGUUUUCUAAAUGUUUUGUGAUUAAGUUGGUGUGGAAAGAAAUUGCUAUGUGGGUGGGUUUUUUGGGUUGGUCGGAGGAAGAGUGCAUCCCGUUUUUCUUGGAAUGGCACUCGUUGAGCCGUGUGAAUAAGGUUAAAAGCGGCAAAUUGGGGGUGUUUUGGUUAGCCACCACUUGGAUUAUAUGGUUGACUAGGAAUGCUUUUUGUUUUAGGAAUGAAGUGUGGAACAUAAAUAACAUGGUGUGGAGCAUCAAGUUUUUGGCUUGGAGAUGGUCAACUUUUGGCAAUAUUACAUAUUCCAAUUGUAGCUUUUACGAUUUCUAUAAAGACCCUUGGUCUUAUUUGAAGUAA
Messenger RNA from Vicia villosa (hairy vetch), 1371 nucleotides. RefSeq lists its product as uncharacterized. The record is from RefSeq and is a predicted model, not a curated record. The coding region runs from base 1 to 1371 and encodes 456 amino acids. The transcript is spliced from 4 exons. Lineage: Eukaryota; Viridiplantae; Streptophyta; Magnoliopsida; Fabales; Fabaceae.